Molecule: messenger RNA, 3629 nt
Organism: Acomys russatus (golden spiny mouse)
Lineage: Eukaryota; Metazoa; Chordata; Mammalia; Rodentia; Muridae
Gene: Runx1t1
Product: RUNX1 partner transcriptional co-repressor 1
Exons: 12
Coding region: 572-2386 (604 amino acids)
Biological process (GO): DNA-templated transcription; negative regulation of DNA-templated transcription
Cellular component (GO): nucleus
Molecular function (GO): transcription corepressor activity
Source: RefSeq, a predicted model, not a curated record
CCUGCUCCCCGGCGGACGCCUGGACGCCCUGCAGAUAAAUGCAGUCGCCUUCCUCGAGAGCGAGUGAGGGCGGGCGAAGCGGACGCAGACGCCGCCUGUGACAGUGGCAAUCCCCUGCGCCCCACAUCACAUUCGUCUGCCACAGCAGCAACAACAGAAGAGCGGAGGGAGGGAGCGAGGCGGGAGGAGGGGAGCUGAGCUCGGCGCGCGCCGGGCUCCGCGUCGCAGGCUGAGUCUAGCUGGCGACCGCCACCCCGGGCUCCUCGCCCCGCAGCUUGCUGUGCGCGGCCGCGGCCGCGGGCGCUCGGCAAGUGUAGGCAGCCUCCGGGCGAGCGCGCGUGGGCGAGUGGCCGCGGACACUCUGGCAUCGCGAGGGAAGCGGCGUCGCGCCCUGGUCCUCUGGCCCCGCGGGCCGGCACCGACCGCAGGAAGUUUUAUUUGCAGCUGGGAGCCCGCGGCGGAUGGUGGGACUCUCCGGCCCUGUGCAGUAAAAGAUUGAUCUGUGGGCUGUUGAGCUUAUCUGAGUCCCAGUCAGAGCAGCAGAGGAAAUUAGCACAGCGCUUGGUGGAGAAUGCUAUCUGUCAAAAGACACACCUGGAGAGCGCUGAGUGUAGUGAUAGGUGACUGCCGGAAAAAGGCGAGCUUUGAAUAUUGUCAAGAUCGUACUGAGAAGCACUCCACAAUGCCAGACUCACCUGUGGAUGUGAAGACGCAAUCUAGGCUGACUCCGCCAGCGAUGCCACCUCCCCCGACCACGCAAGGAGCUCCGCGAACCAGCUCAUUCACGCCGACGACAUUAACGAAUGGCACCAGCCAUUCACCUACGGCCUUGAAUGGCGCCCCCUCACCACCUAAUGGCUUUAGCAACGGGCCUUCCUCUUCCUCUUCCUCUUCUCUGGCUAACCAACAGCUGCCCCCAGCCUGUGGUGCUAGGCAACUCAGCAAGCUGAAACGAUUUCUUACUACCCUGCAGCAGUUUGGCAAUGACAUUUCACCAGAGAUUGGAGAAAGAGUUCGCACCCUUGUACUGGGACUGGUGAACUCUACUUUGACAAUUGAAGAAUUUCAUUCCAAACUGCAAGAAGCUACUAACUUCCCACUGAGACCUUUUGUGAUCCCGUUUUUGAAGGCCAACCUGCCCCUGCUACAGCGUGAACUCCUCCACUGCGCAAGGCUAGCCAAACAGAACCCUGCCCAGUACCUCGCUCAGCAUGAACAGCUGCUUCUGGAUGCCAGCACCACCUCCCCUGUUGACUCCUCAGAGCUGCUUCUCGAUGUGAACGAAAACGGGAAGAGGCGGACUCCAGACAGAACCAAAGAAAAUGGCUUUGACAGAGAGCCUUUGCACUCAGAACAUCCAAGCAAGCGGCCAUGCACUAUUAGCCCAGGCCAGCGGUACAGUCCAAAUAAUGGCUUAUCCUACCAGCCAAAUGGCUUGCCUCACCCCACCCCACCUCCACCUCAGCAUUACCGUUUGGAUGAUAUGGCCAUUGCCCACCACUACAGGGACUCCUAUCGACACCCCAGCCACAGGGACCUCAGGGACAGAAAUAGACCUAUGGGGUUACAUGGCACACGUCAAGAGGAAAUGAUUGACCACAGACUAACAGACAGAGAAUGGGCGGAAGAAUGGAAACAUCUUGAUCAUCUGUUAAACUGCAUAAUGGACAUGGUAGAAAAGACGAGACGAUCCCUCACUGUACUAAGACGGUGUCAGGAGGCAGACCGGGAGGAGCUGAAUUACUGGAUCCGGAGGUACAGUGAUGCUGAGGACUUGAAAAAGGGCGGCAGCGGUAGCAGCAGCCACUCCAGGCAGCAGAGCCCCGUCAACCCAGACCCAGUUGCACUAGAUGCACAUCGGGAAUUCCUUCACAGGCCUGCGUCUGGAUAUGUGCCAGAGGAGAUCUGGAAGAAAGCUGAGGAGGCUGUAAACGAGGUGAAGCGCCAGGCGAUGACGGAGCUGCAGAAGGCCGUGUCCGAGGCUGAGAGGAAAGCACAUGACAUGAUCACCACGGAGCGAGCCAAGAUGGAGCGCACAGUGGCUGAGGCCAAGCGGCAGGCAGCAGAGGACGCUCUGGCAGUCAUCAACCAGCAGGAAGACUCCAGUGAGAGUUGCUGGAACUGUGGCCGGAAAGCAAGCGAGACCUGCAGCGGCUGUAACACAGCCCGAUACUGUGGCUCCUUUUGCCAGCAUAAAGACUGGGAGAAGCAUCACCACAUCUGUGGACAGACCCUGCAGGCCCCACAGCAAGGAGAUACGCCUGCCGUCAGCUCCUCGGUCACACCCAGCAGUGGGGCUGGGAGCCCUAUGGACACACCACCAGCAGCCACUCCGAGGUCGACCACCCCGGGAACCCCUUCCACCAUAGAGACGACGCCUCGCUAGACCUACACUCAGACUGUCAGAGGAAAGACACCACAACCAACACGAAAGCAAUUCCUCAUCCUCAGAUGCUCAAAGUCGUUUUUCUGUUUGUUUGUUUAUAGAUGAACUCUCUAUCUUAUUUCAGUACUUCAGCAAGAAAACUUACCUGUAUCUUUGAGGCGGUUGUAAAACACAGAGGGCCAGUAACGGGUCGUAACGAUAACAAAGAUAUCUUUUCUUUAGAGAACUGAAAAGAGAGGAAAGAAUAUAACGUGAAAUGCUAGAUUUGACCUCCUCCCUGUUAUUUUCAAGUAGCUGGGAUUUUAAACUAGAUGACCUCAUUAACCAAUGCUUUACCAAACAGCAAACCAAGAGAUUGCUAAUUGCUGUUGAAAGCAAAAAUGCUAAUAUUAAAAGUCACAGUGUUCUUUAUAUACAAUAAUGGAAAAAAAGGGGGGGGCAAUCCCUCAAGGGCAUGAGCGUUGGAUACAGCAGUAGACAUUUUAACAAGAAGAUGAAUGGCGUCUGUGGGUUGCUAACUGAACUUUGAAGACCCGCUACAAAACGCGCAGAUGUGCAGCAGAUUGGAAGGAGACACAGAUGUUCGCUUUUUUUUUUCCUGUUUCUGAAAAGAAAUAAUAAUAUCCAGGUCAACAGAAUGAAAAAUGAAAGAUGAUUUCCAGUGGGGUGUAUGACUAUAGCAGCAAGAAAAAAAUGCCAUAAUACAAAGGCUCCUUUUUAUACACACACAUACACACACACACACACACACACACACACACACACACACACACCACUCUUAAGAGACUCAGCCUGCAGUUAAUUAGCAUUGUGGCAGCUUCUAAGUCAGCCAGCUGCCCUAAAUAACCCUUCACGAUUUAUUCACUUUUGCAAGGUUCCACAGAGUAAGACAGUGGGUCUGUUCCAGCUCACUCAUUUUUAUAUUGAAAACUAAUUUUAAAAAAUGGUGGCUUCAGCUCCAGCCCCUUUCCAAAAUUUUUCAGCCCCACCCUGUUUGGAUUUUUAAUUAAAAUCUAGUAGUUCUCUUGGUGUUAAAACACUUCUGUCCUGUGAGGUUUUCCCAAUGGUGUUUUUCUUGUAAAUGUGUUGGACAAAUGUGAAGAUGCAUUGUAGCUUAUCCAUAUGCCCACAUUUAGUCUCUUUAUUCCUAGUUGGUGAGAAACCUGUAUCUUUCUAUGCUGCUUUUAUAUCUGUAUGUAUUAGUGAUAUUUCUCUAGUAGUUAAAAAAGAAAAGGAAAAAAAA